This is a messenger RNA of Lolium rigidum, 1188 nucleotides long. RefSeq names its product RNA demethylase ALKBH9B-like. The transcript is spliced from 2 exons. NCBI's taxonomy places the organism in Eukaryota, Viridiplantae, Streptophyta, Magnoliopsida, Poales, Poaceae. Gene Ontology annotation, biological process: mRNA catabolic process. The record is from RefSeq and is a predicted model, not a curated record. Bases 1 to 1188 code for a protein of 395 amino acids. Gene Ontology annotation, molecular function: mRNA binding; demethylase activity.
AUGUCGUCGUCGUCGCCGCUGCUGUCCGACGAGGGCGUGAGCCGGGUGCGCCGCAAGAAGGACUUCUCGCACAUGGACCGCGUCGACGGCCGCCCGGUCAACAUCCUCCAGGGCCUCGAGCUCCACACCGCCGUCUUCUCCCCGGAAGAGCAGCGCGCCAUCGUCGCCGCCGUCCUCGACCUGCAGGACCGCGGCCGCCGCGGCCUACUCCGAGAGCGGACCUACUCGGAGCCGCGCAAGUGGAUGCGCGGCAAGGGCCGCGCCACCAUCCAGUUCGGCUGCUGCUACAACUACGCCGUCGACCGGGACGGCAACCCGCCGGGCAUCGUGCGGGAGUCCGCCGUCGACCCGCUCCCGCCGCUGCUCGCCGCCAUGGUCCGCCGCCUCGUCCUCUGGCGCGUGCUCCCGCGCGCCUGCGUGCCCGACAGCUGCAUCGUCAACAUCUACGACGUCGACGACUGCAUCCCGCCCCACGUCGACAGCCACGACUUCCUCCGCCCCUUCUGCACCGCCUCCUUCCUCGCCGACUGCGACAUCCUCUUCGGGAGGAGCCUCAAGGUGCUCGGGCCCGGGGAGUUCGGCGGGGCAGGGUCCACCGCCAUCAACCUCCCGGCCGGGUCCGUGCUCGUGCUCAACGGGAACGGCGCUGACGUUGCCAAGCACUGCGUGCCCGCCGUGCCUGCCAAGAGGAUCUCCAUCACCUUCAGGAAGAUGGACGCCGCCAAGGUCCCGUUCGGGUUCACCCCUCACGCGAUGCUGCAGAACCUUUCCGCCGCCGCGCCGCCUGCAGUACUCCGGCCAGGAAUGACGAGCACCAGCACGCCUCCUCAACCGCCGCAGAACACAGGAGCAGCAGAAGGGCAGAGCCCAGGUGGCGUGCCUUUCAGUCUCUCCACAGAUGAGUUCCCGUCUCUUGGCGCCUCGUCGCCUGCGGUCCGGCCAGCAAUGACGAGCACGCCUCUAUACCGGCCGCAUAACACAGGAGCAGCAGAUCAGGAGACUCAAAGCGCGGCCGCGAGAGCUGCGACACCUAAGCCGCAGCAAGCGGCGACCCCUCAUAACAAGAAUCGGGUUGCUCCUGUCACGGCCAGACAGAGCGCCGGCGGCGUGCCUUUCGGUCUCUCCACCGACGAGUUCCCGGCGCUUGGCGCCUUGCCGGCCAGUGGACGCCGGCCGGGAAGGAGAUAG